Molecule: messenger RNA, 1675 nt
Organism: Phaedon cochleariae (mustard beetle)
Lineage: Eukaryota; Metazoa; Arthropoda; Insecta; Coleoptera; Chrysomelidae
Source: the annotation of a GenBank genome assembly
GUCUUGCUUAGAAAAUAGAAAACAUAACCAAAAAUUGAAACCUCUCCAGUAAACAUAAUAAUGAAUUUCAAAGAUAGAACCGUUUCAGGACCAAAGAUGAACUCCACCAAUUUAUAUGUAACAACCACACGAAUCAUAAUGAAAUCUGAUCCAAGCAAUCCAAGUUCAUGGCAAGACCUCUUCAGACUGGUACCAUAUUUAAGAAAUUCCCUAUGUUGUGUAGUUUGCUCGAAUUUAUUAGUAGACCCAUUUUCACCGAAUAUAGCCCAAUGUCAACAUCACCUCUGUAGAGGAUGCAAGGGAGGUCGAAAAAAAAUUAAACCUGCCUGUGAGGGAUGCAAAGACUGUCGGGACUAUUCAGAAAACACCCGAUUGCGGAUACUGUUGCAGUGUUACAAAAAAAUGUGUAGCUCAUUGAUCAAUUCCCAGUUAUUUACCAGUAUUACUCAACAAGCAUCUGAUCUAGGCACAGGUUUUGAAAGUGGUGCUAGUAAUCUGAUAUUAUUAAUAAAAGAAGGGGCUGCAUUUCAAGAUGAUUACAAAAGUAAUGGUGGUUUACCUAAAUCUGCCUAUGCUAUUUUACCAUGCAUUUACUCAAACUCAGUAACUACUCAAAUACAAAGUGUUCAAGAACCUCCCAGUAGAAAUGAAGAAAACAAUAUAUUGAAUUCAAAUGUACUAAAUAGAUCUGCUUUUUAUUCGGUUUUGUAUCCUGGUAAUGGCAGCAAAAUAACAUUGAAGAGAAAACCCAAAGAAGGUGGAGGAGCUGGCAAACCUCCAGUAACAAGCAAACAAAAAGAUGUUACAGAUAAGUCUGUGUUCAAAAAACCUUGUACAGUGAAGCCUAAGAAAGGAUGCAGGUGUGGAAAUGCCACUGCUACUCCUGGAAAAUUAACUUGUUGUGGUCAGAGGUGUCCUUGUUAUGUUGAUAGUAAACCCUGUAUAGAAUGCAAAUGUAGAGGUUGCAGAAAUCCCCAUAGAAUGGAUGGACAAAAAGUGAUACCACACAUACCUGAACUCCAACACAUUCAUAUAAUGCCUCCAUUACAGCCAAGGCCUCACUUAUCACCUGACAUUCAGGACAUUAAACUUGAUGGACUUGAAUUUGAUACACAGUUUAAUCCAUUUGAACCAAUAGGAUUAAAUCAAACAUAUAAAACCUUCAAAGUUGUUGGUGGUUAUAAUACCCUGCCCUUAUCAUCAGAUCUAUUACCUCUAGGAUUUAAUGAAGAAGAGUCAGAAAUAAGUGUAAUCUGACCUGAAGGUAUCAUUUUAAUAUGUACAAUAAAGGUCUCUGUGAAAACAUUCAGGAAUUAAGUAAUUUUUAUACAAUUUUUGUAACAAAUUAGUAUCAGUGCCACUGGAGUCUGAGAUGUAUUUGGCCAGACUGGAAUGUCCAUAUGGAAUAAAAUGACUAUUUAUUUGUAGAAAUCCUUUAAAUGAAAUUUCUGCAUAUUCCACUUCACAAAAGUGUCCAUGAAAAGUACUUGGUACUUAUGUACUUCAAUUCUGCUGUGAUUACUGAAUAUUUUCUUGGAAUUUUCCAUCAAGUAUGUGAACGUUUUUUGGCAUUUACUGGGUGACAAUGAAAUAUUCAUAUAAGGAGUCAUCAAUCGACUUUUGAGUUGAAAAUUUGUGUUGAGAUGCUACCUCAUUAUUAAGACACACUUCUAUG